AAAUAAUAAAUUGUGUCUUCACUACACAAUAAUUUUUAUAGAUCCACAUACCAUUAUUAAUUUCUCGAUUCGUAAGGAAUCUUAUAACUUUUAAUUAAGUAAAAUGUCACGAGUUUUAGUAGGAGUUAAAAGAGUCAUUGACUAUGCAGUUAAAAUUCGUGUUAAGCCUGACAAAACUGGUGUGGUCACAGAAGGUGUAAAGCAUUCAAUGAAUCCUUUCGAUGAGAUUGCUGUGGAGGAAGCUGUAAAAAUGAAAGAAAAGAAAAUCGCAAGUGAAGUCAUCGCAUUGUCAAUUGGACCAGCACAAUCUCAAGAAACACUUCGUACAGCUCUUGCUAUGGGUGUUGAUCGUGGAAUUCAUAUUGAAAUAUCUGGAAAAGAUUAUGAACUUCUUCAACCUCUUCACAUUAGUAAAAUGUUUGCAAAGAUUGCACAAGAUGAGAAAGUUGACUUGGUGAUUCUUGGAAAGCAAGCAAUUGAUGAUGAUUCAAAUCAAACAGCUCAAAUGACAGCUGCUGCUUUGGAUUGGCCACAAGCUGUAUUUGCUUCAGCUGUGGAAAAAACUGUAGAAGAUCCACCAGUUCGUCAAGCUGGCGCUAUUUUACCAGACGUCGAUGCACUCGUACAAAAACUGAAGGAAGCUGGACAUGUUUAA
This is a messenger RNA of Clunio marinus, 655 nucleotides long. Lineage: Eukaryota; Metazoa; Arthropoda; Insecta; Diptera; Chironomidae. The record is from the annotation of a GenBank genome assembly.